This is a messenger RNA of Canis lupus familiaris (dog), 3337 nucleotides long. It is a transcript of the gene IWS1, whose product is annotated as interacts with SUPT6H, CTD assembly factor 1. NCBI's taxonomy places the organism in Eukaryota, Metazoa, Chordata, Mammalia, Carnivora, Canidae. Gene Ontology annotation, cellular component: nucleus. Gene Ontology annotation, biological process: poly(A)+ mRNA export from nucleus. The record is from RefSeq and is a predicted model, not a curated record. Bases 546 to 3092 code for a protein of 848 amino acids. The transcript is spliced from 14 exons.
AAACAUAACUCAGAGGAUCCUCAAACAAGGCGCACGGGCAGAGAGCCGGUAAAGUGACAGCAUCAUCUCCGCGGACAACGGCGCUACUCCGUACUCCAGUUACUCCACGGGACUGCAACUCACUGAAGCUGCAGCGCCCGCUCCACUUGCCCAGGACCCUCUUUUCCGGCCACGCGGUGCGUCAUUCCCGUUGCGUCUUCUCAUUGGCCAGAUGAUAGGGGACGGCGCCUGCGCGCUGCAUUCCUUUGAGGGCCGUGGGCAGACGCCAUUUUGGCCCCAGAGGUGCUUCUGGGAAGUAGAGCGCCGGUGCACACGCCAGCCAGCCUGCCAGGUACGGCCUCUUGUGUGGGGGCUUUCAGGUGGAAGCGUUUGCACCUGCUGCUGCUGCUGCUGCUGCUGCUGUCUCACUCUCCGCACUCUGGAGGUCCUCUGGUGGAGCGGGAGCCUCUGAACAUCGGGCCGCGCCAUCGGGGGUCACACCGCCAGGAAGGAGGUGACGGGGGCGGCGCGGGGCGCGGACACUCUCCGCCAAGAGCCCGCCUGCCAUGGAUUCGGAAUAUUACAGCGGCGACCAGUCAGAUGAUGGUGGCGCUACCCCAGUACAGGAUGAACGGGAUUCAGGGUCAGACGUUGAGGAUGAUGUAAAUGAGCAGCACUCUGGAUCAGACACUGGAAGUGUAGAACGUCAUUCAGAGAAUGAACCUAGUGAUCGAGAAGAUGGCCUCAACAAAAGACACCACGUGACAGAUUCUGAGAAUGAUGAUCCCUCAAAUCUUAAUGCCAGUGACUCUGAAAGUGAGGAGCUUCAAAGGCAAAAGGACAGUGACUCUGAAUCUGAGGAGCACGCAGAGCCUCCUGCAAGUGAUUCUGAAAAUGAGGACACUAAUCAGCAUGGGAGUGACUCUGAGAGUGAGGAGACCAGGAAGCUACCUGUCAGUGACUCUGAAAAUGAGGAACUUCUUAAUGGGCAUGCAAGUGACUCAGAAAAUGAAGACGUUAGAAAGCAUCCUGCCAGUGAUUCAGAGGUGGAAGAGCUCCCCAAAAGUCCUGCCAGUGACUCUGAAACAGAGGAUGCUCUAAAACCUCAAAUCAGUGACUCUGAGAGUGAGGAACCCCAACAGCACCAAGCCAGUGAUUCUGAAAAUGAGGAACUUCCCAAACCUCGAAUUAGUGAUUCUGAAAGUGAGGAGCUUCCUAAGCCUCGGGUCAGUGACUCGGAAAGUGAGGAGCCUCAGAGGACUCAGGCCAGUGACUCUGAAAAUGAGGAGCUUCCCAAGCCCCGUAUCAGUGACUCAGAAAGUGAGGACCCGCCGCCAAGGCACCAAGCCAGUGACUCAGAAAACGAGGAGCUUCCCAAACCCCGUAUCAGUGACUCAGAAAGUGAGGGUCCCCCGAGGCACCAAGCCAGUGACUCAGAAAAUGAGGAGCUUCCCAAACCUCGGAUUAGUGAUUCGGAAAGUGAGGACCCCCCAAGGAACCAGGCCAGUGAUUCAGAAAAUGAGGAGCUUCCCAAGCCCCGAGUCAGUGACUCUGAGAGUGAGGAACCUCAGAAGGGACCUGCCAGUGAUUCUGAAACUGAGGAUGCCUCCAGACACAAACAGAAGCCAGAGUCAGAUGAUGACAGUGAUGGGGAGAAUAAGGGAGAGGAUACAGAAAUGCAAAAUGACUCCUUUCAUUCAGAUAGCCAUAUAGACAGAAAAAGGAUCCAGAGUUCUGACAGUGAGGAGGAAGAACCCAAAAGGCCAAAAAUUGAAAGUGAUGAAGAUGAAGAAAAAGUAGGAGAGGAGGAGAAGGUAGCAAAGCGAAAAGCUGCUGUGCUUUCUGAUAGUGAAGAUGAAGAGAAAGCAUCAGCAAAGAAGAGUCGUGUUGUCUCUGAUGCAGAUGACUCUGACAGUGAUGUUAUAUCAGACAAAUCAGGCAAAAGAGAGAAGACUCUAGCAUCUGACAGUGAAGAAGAAGUAGGGAAAGAAGAGUUGUCUGAUAAGAAAAAUGAAGAGAAGGAUCUAUUUGGGAGCGAUAGUGAGUCGGGAAAUGAAGAAGAAAAUCUUAUUGCAGACAUAUUUGGAGAAUCUGGCGAUGAAGAGGAAGAAGAAUUUACAGGUUUUAACCAAGAAGAUUUAGAAGAAGAAAAAAGUGAAACCCAAGUAAAAGAAGCAGAAGAUUCAGAUUCUGAUGAUAAUAUAAAGAGAGGAAAACAUAUGGACUUUCUGUCGGAUUUUGAGAUGAUGUUGCAGCGGAAAAAAAGCAUGAGUGGCAAGCGCAGGCGUAACCGUGAUGGUGGGACUUUUAUUAGUGAUGCUGACGACGUUGUGAGUGCCAUGAUUGUCAAGAUGAAUGAGGCUGCUGAGGAAGACAGACAGUUGAACAAUCAAAAAAAGCCAGCACUGAAAAAAUUAACAUUAUUACCUACUGUGGUUAUGCACCUUAAAAAGCAGGACCUUAAAGAAACAUUUAUCGACAGUGGUGUGAUGUCUGCCAUCAAAGAAUGGCUUUCCCCUCUACCAGAUAGGAGUUUGCCAGCACUAAAGAUUCGAGAGGAGCUGUUGAAGAUUCUGCAAGAGCUACCUAGUGUGAGCCAGGAGACCCUGAAGCAUAGUGGGAUUGGACGAGCAGUGAUGUAUCUCUAUAAACACCCCAAGGAAUCAAGGUCCAACAAGGAUAUGGCAGGGAAAUUAAUCAAUGAAUGGUCACGGCCUAUAUUUGGUCUUACCUCAAACUACAAAGGUAUGACAAGAGAGGAAAGAGAGCAAAGAGAUCUAGAACAAAUGCCUCAACGACGGAGAAUGAAUAGCACUGGUGGUCAGACACCCCGAAGAGACCUGGAAAAGGUGCUGACAGGGGAAGAGAAGGCUCUCAGACCUGGAGAUCCUGGAUUCUGUGCCCGUGCAAGGGUCCCCAUGCCCUCAAACAAGGACUACGUUGUCAGACCUAAAUGGAACGUGGAAAUGGAGUCAUCCAGGUUUCAGGGGACCUCCAAGAAGGGUAUCAGUCGACUGGAUAAACAGAUGAGAAAGUUCACAGAUAUCAGGAAAAAAAGCAGAUCUGCACACGCAGUGAAAAUCAGCAUCGAGGGCAAUAAAAUGCCAUUGUGACCUUGCAUGGGACGUGUCCCCAUCUCUAAGAAAUGCGCAAUGGACUCUUUGGAGAAAGAAGAUGAUAUUUAAAAAAAUUUUUUUAGUGUAUCUGUAAAUGGUUCUGCUUGUAUCAAAUGUUGUCAUAGAACUCACAUUUCUCUCACUUGUAUUUAAAAACUGUUUGUUGUGUACUUUGUACAGAAGAAUACUUACUAGUCAUACUUCUAUAAACUUUACACAAUAAAGUUCCAUUCUGUUUUGGG